Chenopodium quinoa (quinoa) is the source of this 4939-nucleotide messenger RNA. RefSeq lists its product as uncharacterized. The transcript has 8 exons. Gene Ontology annotation, biological process: proteolysis. Lineage: Eukaryota; Viridiplantae; Streptophyta; Magnoliopsida; Caryophyllales; Amaranthaceae. The record is from RefSeq and is a predicted model, not a curated record. Gene Ontology annotation, molecular function: cysteine-type peptidase activity. Bases 2269 to 3741 code for a protein of 490 amino acids.
GAAUUUCCAAGGGAAAUGAUACGUUGGUUGUGUAAAUGCUUUGUGCCUAGCAGUAGAAUGUUUGUUAUGCCCAGUGGUGAGAAGUUUUAGUUGACUGCUGCUGAUGUGCAUGAUGUCUUUGGUAUUCCUAUGGGAUCUGUUCCUGUUCCAGUCUCUGCUCGAGGAGAUAAUGAUUUGAAGGUUGCUUGGAGGAACACAUAUGGUAAUGGAAAGACAGUUACUGUGAGUCAGUUGGAGGGAUUUUUGAAAUCAGAUGUAGGUAUGCAGUCAGGGAAUGCUGAAUUUAAGAAGUGUUUUGUGAUGUAUGCAAUGAUUACUUUGCUGACACCCACUACAAACAGAUUGGCUGAUUUAAAGCUUGUUUUAGCUUUUGAAGAUGUGUCUAUGAUUAGGCAAUAUAAUUGGUGUCAAUAUGUGUUGGAUGAUUUGGCUGAUAAGUUAAGUGGAUAUAAGCCAAAGCAAAAUUAUAUUGUUGGGUGUGUCUUGUUGCUUCAAAUUUGUUAUUUUCAUCGGCUCCAUUCAGAGGGGCAGCUUGUCCUACAUCUAUUCCAUUGAUUAAACAUUGGGGUAAUCAAGAAGUUAGGCAAAGGUUGGCUAAUGAGAGUGGAGUUUAUGGUGUUGGUGAAUUGGAUAAAGAUACAUAUCCAAUAACUUCAAUUGAUUCUUUGCCUGAGCUUCCUGUUUUUGAGGAUGAAGAUGAGGAUAAACAGGAAGAGGAAGAGAAAGAUGAAGAUGAAGAAGGAAAUAAGGAACAUAAGAAGAUUUCUUCACAAGGGGAUGCUACAGAGUUGGUGCAGCAUCAAAAGAAAAAGGGAGAGAAAGAAAGUGAUGCUGUAGAAGUGGUACAACAUCUAAAAAGUGCAAAUGUAAAACCAUCUUCAUAUGAUAUGGUUGCGUAUGGUGAGAAGCAGGAGAAGAGUCAGGAUGCAAAUCCUUCUCCAUUUUCUUCUCGGGUUGUUACAUUUGAUCUCCCAAAUGAAAUUUAAUCAAAUGAAGAAAUCAAUAAAGUUGCAAAGAAUGAUGUUGAGGAGAAGUAUUUACUAAUGAAGAGAGAUUUGAAGUUAAUUGUGUAUCAAUGUGAACAACACAUUGAAUCAAUUAAGCAGCAAUCAGUAGCUGUUCAAGAAGAUUCGAAGCUUCCUUCGAAGAAGAGAUCUCCUGAGCUCUCUUAGUUGGAUCCAAUAUUCAAUGAUUUGUCAUUUUGGGAACAAAUUGAUAAGAUUGUUGAUCAAAGUUUGAAAAUGAAGCAAUUGGAAGCUGAUAUGCCUUCUUUUGAGCUGUUUUCUGUUUCAAAUCCAGAGCUGAAUGCUGAAAAAAGUAUGAAAAAGAAGAAUAAAGAAGAAGAUAUGCCUUCGUUUGAUCUGUUUUCGUACUCAAAUCCAGAUUUUUCGACUCCUAUUGAAAUACCAAAUGUUCAAAGAGAGGAUGAAGUUAGCAAAGAAAUUUUUGCUCAAGUUUCUGAGCAAACUCCACCAAAUAUUGAUCCCAAUAUGGUGGAAUUUUCAAAUCCUGUUGUGAAUGAUGUGGUAAGGUUGAUUAAUGAUAAUGAAAUUGGAGUUUUUGAUACAUACCAAGGUGAAGAAGCUGUGACUGAGACUACGUAGGAUUUGAGUCUUAAAGAUAUACAAAUGGAAGAAGCUGCUAGUGAACCUACUACUAGUGGUUUAAUUUCUGAAGCUGGUUGUUUGAAACCUUCAAACGGAAUGCAGGUUCCUUUUUUCUGAUGAAAGGGCAGAUGUUGGUGAAUCUGUCACUGAGAAGGACAACAUUGAUGAUUUAACAAUUCAACUAUCUCAGUUUGAAGAGCAACAAGAUAGAGAAUUUGAGAUUGAUGAAAAUGACAACAUUGGUGAUUCUCAAGCUGCCAAUCAGAAUAUGGAAGAACCUGUUGUGGGUGGUUCUUUGUGUGAGGUACAGGAAGUGAUCCUUAUUGAUGAAUCUGAAUUUCUCAACAAGAAAUCAAUAAGAGAAAAUGAAAUACUUCAUGAUGUUGAGCCUAUUUCUACUGUUGUAUCUGCACCUCUUCCUGUUCUGCAUUCUGCUUUGUCAUCUUCCAUUGGUGGUGCUGCUUCUUCUGCACCAGUUGGUGCAUCUAAUUCUGUUUAGAGUUCUGGUUCAAAGGGGAAAGUUUCUGCAACUCAAAAGCAGAAAAAUAAAAAAAAAUCUGGAUCAAGCAGUUCUAGUAAUCCUAGAAAGAAGAAGGAAAUAUUGUGGUGUUCUCUUCCUGGUCACACUGAUGAAGAAGCUUUAAAAAUUUUGAAGGAAAAGAUGAAAGAUGUAGAUCCUGACGGUGAGGAUGCUCAUAAUUCUCAUAUUCCAGACGAAAAUUCUGAUAGUAGUGGUUCUACUUUUAAAGAUACAUCUGGUCUAUUAAGCUGUAGUAUUUACUGUGGUCAAUCUGGUGGUUAUACUUUACAGCUGACAUCAGGAUCUUUAAGAGUUAGAAACAACAGGAAGAAACUCUACGCGAUGAAGGAGUUGAGGCUUGAGGUUGCUGAUUAUUGUUUUGUUGAGAAUUAUUCCGGUGUUGAUGAUUCGGAGACUAUAUUCCAUUAUUCUGAGGUAUAUCAGUUGAAUCGUGAAGAAUUUAGUACAUUGAUCCCAGGGCAGUUAAUAUCAAGUCGUGUGAUGGACUGUUUUUAUAUUCUUCUUAAUCUUGAGGAGGUCUUGACAGGUUUCACUUAUAAUAGAGUUUUCAUUGGUGAUGACCAUAUGUGGCCUGUUCUGCAGUGUCUUUUUGCUGGUGAUGGUUGUGUAUAUGAGAGAGAUGUAUAUGGGGCAUGGGACACUUGGUUUUUGAAUGUUAAAUGUACUGAUAUUUUGACUGCAAAGCUGGUUUUUAUGCCAAUCUGGUAUGAUAAUCACUAUGCUGUUGUUGUGGUGAACUUUUUAGACAAUACCAUUGAUUAUCUUGACAACAGAAAGUAUUCGAUCUAUGACGAGAAUUUAAAGAAGUAUACAACAAAGUUUGAUGGAUUGCAUUCUGUAUAUUAUAGUAUCACAUAUCGUUUGAGAUAUCUUAUGUCAAGAUACAUGACAAUCAAAGGCCGUGAAGAUGGAGUGGAUGUGGUGGGUUUCCCAAUUCAGAUGAUCAAAUUGGAUGGACAAAAAGUGGGUCAAAAUGUGGACUGCGGAGUAUUUUGUCUAUAUCACUGUGCUUCAUAUUUUGGGAAAACAUUUAGAAGUUAUUGUUUAAAUCAGGUUAUUCAACGCCGUCGUUAUCGGGCUGAAAUUUGUGCUUCAUUGGUGUUGUCUGAUUUGAAUAAUGAAAGAAAAUUUGUCUUGUCCCGUGCUGAUCAAUAUGUCAAAAAUCAUGAAAUGAUUAUGGCUGAAGUCUUACAAAAUGAGAAGCUCAUUAAAGAGGCUGAAAUUGAGGCUUAUAAGGUAGAGCAACGUGCUGAUUAUGAAAGAAGACGGAAAGCUAAAGUUGAAAAAGAAGAAGCUGCGUUGGUGGCUGCUACAAUAGCUGCGGAAGAGGAUUUCGCAAAAAGAAAGUUAGCUAAUUCAUCUUCAGCAACUGUUGAAAACCAAGCAAAAGAGGCACCAGCAGAAGAGGCAGCUGCAGGAAAAAGAUCAACUCGAAAUAUGUCAGCAGCAGAAACAGCACCAGCAUCAGCAGUAGAACCAGCCCCGACAUCCAAAUCCAAAGCUGUAGCAGUGGCUAACAGUAAAGUACAUGCACGUAACAGUAAAGCUUCAGCACCUAAGAGUACACCACCAGCAGUUAAGAAGACAAAUUGAAAAUUACAGUAAGAAGUAAAUUUUAGUAAUUUUUUUUUAGGAUUUUAGAUCUGAUUAAACAUUAUUUUUUCUUUAUUCGUAUAAUUUGUUAAUAUUUUAUUUUAUAUCUCUUGUUUAAGUAUAAUUUGUUUAAAAUUUGUUCUAUAUAUUAGGGUUUAUUCCUUCUUUUGUGUCUAUGGAAGUUUAAGGGUUACUUGGGUUACUUGGUGCUUUUUAGGGUUACUUAGGGUUACUCUGUGCUUGGGGUUACUUGUGGUUUUUUUGUGCUUGUAGUAAAGGUUACUUUCCUCUUGUAGUGGUUACUUUGUUCUUAUAGGGCUUACUUUCUGCUUUUUGGUAUUACUUUCAACAGAUUGUUACUUUGGUCUCCUAGAGAUUACUUGAUGUUUUUGGGGUUACUAGGAGUUACUUGGGGUUACUAGGAGUUACUUGGGGUUAUAUAUUUUUUUUAGGGGUUACUUGGUGUUUGUAGGGGUUGCUUUGUUCUUGUUGGAGUUACUUGGGGUUACUUGGUUCUUGAUGGGGUUACUUGGUUCUAUUUUGAAUUAACGGUGUUUUGUAUUGGUUUGUGUGAUACACACUAUUAGAUACAAGUUAUAACAAUUGAAAGCAAUAGUCAAAGUACAUGAUAAAUGUCAAAGUAAACAAUAAAUUAAUAAAUAUUUGUUUACAUUAUUCAUAAACUGUAAUUUUUGUAAAUUAAAAACAUUACGAAACUAAAAUAACUUUGGAUUUAUAACUGGUGUUAUUGUCCCAAAUUCCCUUGUGUCAGCUUUGGUUUGCAUUGCUUUUGUUUUCUUUGCUUUUGGUUGUUUUUCUUUUUCAAAAUGUCCCUUGAUUCUUUUGCUUCUUCCUUUUGUGUUUGCUCGAUCUGGAUCAUUUACUCUUGGUAUUUGUUCUUGAUUUUGUUGUUCUUUUGUGAUUUCAACAGAUUGUUCAUCUUCUUCUUUUUCUGCAUCUUGCAGUUCUAGCUGUCUUUUUAUUAGAUCUGCUUCUUUAUCAAUUUUCUUUAGUUGUAACUCAAUGAAGCUCCGUGUUUCUUUGUGAUGUUGAUAUUUCAGUAUAAGAUUGUAGGACUUUCUUGCCAUUGUGUGACGCCAAGGCUUGAAUUUUUGUAUUCCUGUUGAAUUUUCUGCUUCAUGAUCAUCUUUUUUUUUCCAUACAUUAGAUUUAGCUAGCUUUGUCCAUCUUGCUAAGA